AUGUUGUCGCUGCACACCCCUCCACGAACGACAACCUACGAAAACUCGCCAUUGCUUACGCCAUCUCCGCUUAGACCACGCCAGAACUCUCCAUUUAGACCACGUCCAAUAACGCCAGAAGAUUCAGAUGCGGCCGUCUUUCUUGCUCCACAACAACCGUUGCUCACGCCAGCCAAGCCGGUGCUGAGUCGGACACCACUCUCGCUCAAUACGAAUACACAGGGCGUAAAGCGGAAAUCAUCCCAACAAACAUCAACCACUACACCUCUUCGAAUUGUGUCUCCCAACAACAUCGCGUUCCAUCGUCUUGCUCCCCCACAAUUUACUACCCGUACUCCCCACUCGGUGGCAGAGACUGACGCUCAUAUUCGGAGUCAUACUGCCACCCUCACCCGUCUUCGAAUCUCAGAGCUCCAAGACGAGUUCGAUGACGAGCUCCCUGUUAUCUCCCGCCAAGAAGAGGUAGUCGAGGCGAGCUCGCCAGGUGGACACAUAACUAAACGACGCGCUCGGUCGCGUCCAGUUUCCCAAGAAUUGCUGGAAGGAACCCCAUCACCCGUCGAGUUUCCAGUCGCUCGCAAAAGAACCGGAUCACAGUCGAGUGUUUCAUCCUCCGAGGCAGGCUCGCCAUUGCCUCGUCGUCGAUUGGUGCCAACACGAGCCCCUCUUGAGCGGAUUGAAAGUGCUGCCACUCUCUUUUUCGGCCCCGCAAUCAACCCUCCACCUUCCACUCGUUCUCGUAUCACAUCUCCAGCCCUCCAGCCUACUACUUCCCGCUCCUCUGCUCGACACAGCUACGCCGGUCCAAGCAGCAAUAUUCCCCAGUCAUGGAACGAGAUGCAAAGUCGGACAGCGACUCCUUCUCCGGGCUCUUCUCCACCACGUGUUUCUAUCAUGGAUGAAGACCACGACCAAGAUAUGUUUUUUGCUGCUUCUCUCCCGGAGCCAUCCAUCAGCGGUCCUUCUCCACGACCGCGGCCACCACCAGCCACCAUUCCCAAAAAGUACAACAUGCGGGACUCGGGGGUUGCAUUGAGUGAAGACGAUGACAUGGACCAUCCCAUGCCCCAAGCUUCGACCAGCGUCAGCUCAAUAUAUUCUGACGAUGGUCUCGUUACCCCCGGUCUUGAACCAGAAGCAGGUUCUGGUUGGCCCACAGUUUUCACUGGGGACACCAACUCCGAAAUGGAUGUCGAUGAUUUUAUUCAACGAACGUUGGCGGCAGGUGCCAAAACUACAGCGGCGACACAACCCAAAGAAGGCUCCCGGCACUCCGGUUAA
This is a messenger RNA of Mycena indigotica, 1281 nucleotides long. RefSeq lists its product as uncharacterized. NCBI's taxonomy places the organism in Eukaryota, Fungi, Basidiomycota, Agaricomycetes, Agaricales, Mycenaceae. The transcript has 2 exons. The coding region runs from base 1 to 1281 and encodes 426 amino acids. The record is from RefSeq and is a predicted model, not a curated record.